AUGGCGUUUUCUUCCCUUAUCACCCAGUUUUGGCCGCCGUCACCGACCUUUACAGAGAAAGAUGUCCCCAGCCAAGAGGGACGGGUGUUCAUGGUCACCGGUGGGAACCAGGGCGUUGGCUAUGAGCUCAUCAAGAUGCUCUACCCUACCGGUGCCGUCAUUUACAUGGCCAGUCGCUCUAGGGAACGCGCUGAACAGGCCAUCAAGGACAUUGUGUCUGCAGACCCAUCUGGCUCUGCACGUCUUCGAUUCCUCCAUCUCGACCUCGACGACCUCAAUGCGGUCCGAAGCGCCGCGAAAACAUUCUCCGAGCAAGAGUCGCGCCUCGAUAUCGUAUGGAACAAUGCCGGAAUUGGAGCUGUGAAGGUUGGCUCCAAGACCAAACAGGGAAUUGAGGCCCAUAUGGGAGUCAAUAUCAUCGCUCCUUUUCUCUUCACUCAGCUACUCCUCCCAAAAUUGCAAGCGGCGGCGAUAACCUCUCCAAAGAACAGCGUCCGCAUCGUUUGGGCCAGCUCCUUUACUAUGGAGCAGCUAUCCCCGAAUGGUGGCUACAACCUCGAGGAUAUCGAGAAGGGCGGGAUCAACAACGCUUAUGUAAACUAUGCCACGUCUAAGGCGGCAAACUGGAUGGUUGCUGACGAGGCCGGGAAGCGCUAUGGCAAGGACGGCAUCAUCAGCGUAGCUCAGAACCCGGGCAACCUGAAAACCCAAAUCUACAGCACUCAGACUAAAUUCAUGAUGUUCUUCCUGAACUGGCUACUAUACCCACCAAAGCUAGGUGGUUAUACCGAGCUAUAUGCGGGCCUCAGUCCGGAGAUCACAGAGAAGCAACAGGGCGGGUUUAUCAUCCCGUGGGGUAGAGUCCAAGCACGUAACCCAAGGACGGAUAUCAUUGAAGCACUAAAAGAGGGUAAGGGAAAGGAGUUAUGGGAUUGGAUCGAAGCCCAGAUCAAGGCGCACGCUUGA
Penicillium atrosanguineum is the source of this 966-nucleotide messenger RNA. RefSeq lists its product as uncharacterized. The transcript has a single exon. NCBI's taxonomy places the organism in Eukaryota, Fungi, Ascomycota, Eurotiomycetes, Eurotiales, Aspergillaceae. The record is from RefSeq and is a predicted model, not a curated record. Bases 1 to 966 code for a protein of 321 amino acids.